This is a messenger RNA of Vitis riparia (riverbank grape), 2371 nucleotides long. RefSeq names its product rab9 effector protein with kelch motifs-like. Gene Ontology annotation, molecular function: protein binding. The transcript has 9 exons. NCBI's taxonomy places the organism in Eukaryota, Viridiplantae, Streptophyta, Magnoliopsida, Vitales, Vitaceae. The coding region runs from base 241 to 2163 and encodes 640 amino acids. The record is from RefSeq and is a predicted model, not a curated record.
UCUGUUGCUGUUGGUUGCCACAGUGAUUUAGACUUGAAAGCUCCCAUCUUUUCAUGUCUAUUGACACUGAUAGUUGAUAUAUCACUUGGCUUGUUCAUGUCCUCUUUUGACCCUCUAUUUCUUUCUUUCUUUCACUGUUUUCCCAUCCUUGUCAAUAAGCAGUUGAAUUAAUCUAAACUUGAGAGAGGAAAGAGAGGGGGAGGAGCAGGAGGAGGGGGAGAGGCCAGAAGAAGAAGAUUAAUGGGUUCUCUUGGAGGUGAGACUGCAAAGAAGAAGGCAAUGUGGCUCUACCCAAAGGUUUUGGGGUUCAACCCUUCUGAGAGAUGGGGUCACUCAGCCUGCUAUUCUCAUGGGUUGGUCUAUGUUUUUGGGGGAUGUUGUGGGGGUUUGCAUUUCUGUGAUGUCCUCGUGCUGAAUCUCGACACUAUGGCUUGGGACACCCUUGUGACAACAGGUCAGGGGCCAGGUCCAAGAGACAGCCACAGCGCUGUAAUUUUGGGGCAGCGGAUGAUAGUAUUUGGCGGUACUAAUGGCUCAAAGAAGGUGAAUGAUCUUCACAUACUCGAUCUUGGUUCAAAAGAGUGGACAAGGCCUGAAUGUAGAGGCGCUCCGCCUUCUCCUCGUGAAAGUCAUACCGCCACUCUUGUUGGUGAUGAGAAACUAGUGAUUUUUGGGGGGAGCGGAGAAGGGGAAGCGAAUUACUUAAAUGAUUUCCAUGUUCUCGACCUCAAGACUAUGAGAUGGACUUCUCCUGAGGUGAAGGGAGAUACUCCUGCCCCUAGGGAUAGUCACAGCGCUGUAGCGAUAGGGAACAAGCUCAUUGUUUAUGGCGGGGACUGUGGUGAUCGGUAUCAUGGAGACAUUGACAUUCUUGAUAUGGACACGCUAACUUGGUCAAGGUUGUCAGUUCAAGGAUCUUCGCCUGGUGUUCGAGCAGGGCACGCUGCAGUUAGUAUUGGAACAAAGGUCUAUAUCAUCGGAGGGGUUGGAGACAAGCAUUACUACAACGAUGUCUGGGUCCUCGACGUGAUUACUUGCUUGUGGAACCAGCUUGAGAUCCGGGGCCAGCAGCCACAAGGCCGGUUUUCUCACACAGCCAUUGUCACUGACUCAGACAUUGCCAUCUAUGGAGGGUGUGGCGAGGACGAGCGUCCCCUCAAUGAAUUGCUCGUCUUGCAGCUUGGAUCCGAGCAUCCUAAUGGCCGCUACAACAUUUCAUUGUGCAAAAUAUUUGGAAAUCAUUGGAGCCAUGGAAAGAGACGGUUCCAUAGAGAAGCUGAAAGCAAUUCAAAGACUAUGCUUUUUGGGAAUGAUGUGGAGGUAGUAAGAAAGGAUGCAUGCGAACCAGAACUAGAAUCAAACCGAUCUGUUCGGUUUAGCUCAGAUACUUUGCAUCCAAAGAGGAGGAGAACCGGGAAUUUGAAGGCGUGGGAGUUUGAGUCUGAGCAAGAAGAGCAUUCUCUUUCACUGUCGCAGAGUUCAUCUCCAUCACAGUCUGAUCAAGAACAGACCCCAAUUGGGAAGGCCACCGACUCCUCCAUAGCAGCCUCUCUGGGAGUGCCUCUCUUCAGGCAGCCGAGCAAUAGUCAAGCUAACAAUGUCUCUAGCAAACAGAAAGAGCCUAGAAGCGUUGACCAAUCAUCCCGACAUGAUAUCUGUUUCUUGGGAGAACGUCAAAACCAGCAAAAGCCCGAAAACUUUCAGAGACAACAGCUACAGUACCACCAGCCUCCAGAACAGAAGCCCCUGGACCUGAUUGGAGCUGAGAUCCGAGGGAAAGUCGAUGGAGCCUUCGACUCCGGCUACCUGAUGACUGCAACUGUAAAUGGCCAGAUUUUCAGAGGAGUCUUAUUCAGUCCUGGACCUGCAAUGGUGUCAAGGGGCAUUGUUCUAGGCCAAAGUGCUUCGUCUCCAAUGGCCCACGUUGCAGUGACAAGGCCAUGUCCAAAGCUCAUUCACGCAGAGCCAUCUCUUUUCAAGCCUUCCCAGCAGGCCAUAGCAUUCCCCGUCCCGGAAUCCGGGCAGGCCUACAGGCAAACCGUAAUUGCUAGGCCAUCUCCGGUGGUCAGAUCAAUAACUCCGGCACACCCAAAACUCAGAACCGACCUUCAGGGUGUGGUUCUGACCCUGGGAGGUCCUGGAAGCAGCCAUGGUGGACUGUAAACCCUAGAUUAAUCAAAAUUUCACUUGUUUUUGAUCCUUUUAUCCUCUUGUAAAUCUUUGAGAAAGUGUUCUUUGUUUUUGAAUUAGUAGGAUUGAUUUGAAUUCAGGUCUGGAUUAGGUAAGUUAGCUGUAAUAUUAGGAGUUUGUGUGACAAAAGACUAAGUGUAAUAUUAAGAGUUUCAACAUAUAUUAACUUUUUUUCCUGUGA